ACAGUGUUUCCAAUUCGAGUAUAUGUGUUAUUCCAACAUAAGAGAUAUUCCCAUAUUAUUAUUAUUUUUUGUUUUUAAUUUGAUAUUUAUGCAAUCAAAUAAAUUGACGUUUCGAUAAAUCGUCGUUUCUGAAAUCAACGAUUGUAGUUUAAAUGAAUUGACAAAUGAAUCAACACUUUUUUUUGGCUAAAAUUACAGCAUAUUUGUCAGUUAUUUUUUUCAAUUGCACAAAUAAACACCCGUUAAACGAAAUCGGUCGCAACAAUAGUUAACGGAACUAAAAGGAGCACAGAGACGUAGUCAGUUAUGGGAUGUGGUCAAAGUAAAAUACAUUUGUACCCGAGAAAAUCGAAAAGCAAAACAAAUGGAAAGAAAAGCGGACACACUGAUCCAGACGCUGAUGCGGACGAAGAAGAGGGACAUAUUUCCAAUGAAAAUGAAAAAGAGAUAAACAAGGACAAAGAACGAAUUGAAGAUGAUACAUUGUCAGAUGAACAAGGAUCUCCAGAGCAGCCAAAUAAUGAAAUUUCCAUAUCACUGUUACGCGCAAAAAAUUUGUCAUUGCUGCAAAGCCAAGAGAUUUCGUCCAGCCAACAGAACUUUUUUCGAAUGUUGGACCAAAAGAUCGAAGACGGUCCUGAUUAUGAUUCAUCGAGUGAAACCGAAAUGGCACUAGAAGAAGCGCGCCUAAAUGCGUUAGUUCAACAUUGGGAAUCGGCCAGUUUAACGGCAUCAUCGCUAUGUUCGUCAGCAAGUAGAUCACUGCAAGGAACGCCCGUUCGUCAAACCGCUAUGAGGCCUCAAGACCAGCAACAACUCCAACUACAACAACAACAUCAACUUCAGCAACAGCAAUGUGGUAUUGCAUCAGUUCGCUUAAGUGCCAUGAAUGCGAGUAACCGACAAAGACCUGCCACCGUCAAUGUUGCCAACACAAAUGUUGGCAUCGCCACAAAUAAUCCCAAUAUUGUAGGUAACAUGUUACCACAACAUGUUCCAAUUUCAUAUUAUACACACUCAGCACCUCAAACUUCAUACUUUAACGAUGUUUUACAUCCAAUGCAGGUUCCGCAAAUGCAGCCCGAGCCGCGUUUUCCGCCAGCAAUCAGUGUACAGCGCCUAAAUCCGCAAGUACAGCGACAAAUCCGUGAAACUCAAGAACUGAUCAAAGAUUCAUGUCCGCAAUUAUAUGCAGCUGGUUAUGGUCCGGGACCCCCACCGAUGCGUACACAACCACGUCAACCAACACGACGUCCCACCCUUGAAACACAGUUCUCUCAAGAAUUAUCGUGAUAUUUGGAUUACUAGUCUGAAAUUAUUUAUUUAAAAAAUUCAUUAAUAUUAAUAAUAAUAAUAAAUAAUAAUUUAUUACUGAAAAUCCAUGUUUAAGUGAAAACAGAUGAAAACAAAAAUGCUAAAAAAAUAGAUGUUUAAAUUUGUAGUUUAGAUUGUCCAGUCCUUAAGCGAUCUGAGUAUAUAUAAAUAUAUAUUUAAAAAAACAAAUAUUUAAAGUGAACAAAAAUGAAUAUUGAAAAUAAAUUUACCAAAAUACAAAUGAAAUUCCAACCAAAAAUAACUGAAGAAGAAGAAUGGAUUUUUUGGAAUGUAGUAAAAAUGCACUCACACACAUACCGAUUUAAAAGUGAACAUAAUGGAAAAAUUGAAACAUUUUGCAAAAAUGGAUUGCAGAUAGAGAAAAAUGUAAAGGAAAUCAGAGAAAAUGCGAAAUAUUAUUGACUUCUAUAGUCGUUUGAUUAAAAAAAAGAAGAACAAAUUCGAGUGUAAAUCACUGUUGAUGAGAGAUUUUAUAUUGCAAUUUAACCUGUAUAUUUUUCCACUCGACCCCCACACACAUACCAAUCAAUCGAUCAAACCUUUUGGAGGAUUUAGCAUUUUUUUCUGUUUGAAAUAGGACAGAAUAAAACUAACAUAUAAAACAUGAUAUAAUCGAAAAACGAAAUUGUCGUAUUUUCUAUGAGUACAGGAAAUUUCAAGGACAACUUUGCAGUUUAUUGAUUUCAGUAUCUGAAAGAGUUUGUGAUUAAAUUCAUGUUUAAACAUUUGUUAUCCAUAGAAAUAUUUUUUGAAAACUCUUGAACUCUUUUGAUGGUUGAAGAAAUCUACUGUGUGCUCACCAUAACGUGGAAGCCAACAUGUUAUCAUUUGGAAUUUUUUAAAGUUAAGAAAAGUUCCAUAGACUUUCGAAAUGGAAUAAAAGACUUGAUGAAAUGAGUUUAAACAAAUUGCAUGCUUAUGAUUGACAAGUACCUUACGAUCGGGUCAAAAUUUAAAAAACACUACAAUAAAUACUCACAUUGUAACAUAUAACUUCAACUUUUGGAAAAUUCUUUGUUUGAUUGAGCUCCUUUUACUCCAAGAUGGGCUAAAGUAUUUAAUGGAGUUAAUAAAAACUAUAAAUCUUGGAAGAUUUUUCGUCCAACAUGUUUUUUUUUUUUAAAUAUCUGCUUGUAUAAAGUCAAAAUGUGGCUAAUAUUUCUGCAAAUGCUGUGCCCGUAAAAUUAAAAUUGCAAGAAUAAAGUUAUGAUUGGUUUGAAAUAAAACCAAAUGCGUUGAAUGUGUUAAAUGUUCUGGCUUAAUUGCAAUAUAUAAAUUGAACCUAUGAUUAUGUUAUAUGACCUGAAUUGAAAAUGAUAUUUAUGGGUAUGUAUGCAAUGGUUUUCAGUACAAUAUCUAAUUGAAUCGAAUACAAAUAAUGAUAGAUUUCAAUGGAAAAAGAUGGCAAAAAAUGCAAAAAUAAAAUUGAAAUGAAUUGAACAAAAGAAGAAGAAACCUUAUUGUAUUGUAAUCCAAGGUGAAAACGAUGACAAAUAUUGUGAACACAUUCACCUUUUUUUUCUUUAUUCUCAUCUAAAAACAGUUGUAUUAAAAAUCAAAUAAGGAGUGGAAAAAAAAUCUAAUCAGAAACAAUAUUUUUAUCACAACUUCCACUCAUAAGCAAUAGAGAGCCUUCUGCUGACUGGAUUUGAUUGUUUCUAUUUUUAAAAGCUUAAAAUAUAAAGAAAAUGCCAAUUCUAAAAUUUCAUCGCCAAUGUAUCAUCACACUCAUUUAGUAAAUCAUUCACGUAUUCACAAGUGGAUUUGUAACGAUGGAUGUAUGUGUGUGUCAUAAUUCAUUUACCUUUUUUUGCAUCAUUCAACAAAACUCAUUCAUUAGCAAUUGUACUGAGAGACAUUGUCAGUACGAUGAAAAGAAACAAAAAAAAAUACAUGUAUAGAAUAUUUUCGACUGAUUGUAAGCAAUUAUUGAAUUCUAUUUCGAAACAAAUGAGAGUUCUAAUUUAAAAUGAAAUUAAAAAAAAAUGAAAAUCCACUUUCUAAUCUAAAUGUAUUGUAAUAUUUAAAAAAAAUCGAAGCAAACAAAUUAAAAAGCACUAAAUAUAAUCCAAAAUCAAUUCGUUCUCACCAAAAUAAAAGAAAAGAGAAACAUUGAACAGAAAGAACAACAAAUAACUUUGCCAAUUGUUAGUUCGAAUUAAAAUAAAUAAUUAUUGAAGACGUAGAAAAUUAUAAAAACUGAAAUGAAAGCACGAUAUAUAGCAGCGAUCUCUUUUCAAACAAUUUCUUUUCCGACCAUUUUUUUUAUCGAGCUGUUGCGAGGAUAUACAUUUUUUUUGGUGAAAAACUAACUUUCAUCAUAGACUUUAAUCGUCAAAAUGAUGAUUGAAAUUUAUUUAGUUGCCAUGAUAGAAACGAUAGUACUCGUUAAAGCUUCGAUUGAAACAAAUUGUGAAAGAAAAAUAAAACGAAGAAUAUCUGCGCCUUUGAACGUAUCAAAUUUAAUCAUAAACCGUCCUUUCAACCCCUUGACUUUCCUAUUUUCCCGCUCCAAAGAAAUGAAAAUGCACAUUUUCAUAGCAAAAGAAAUCCAGUACUCAAAUCGAUUUCAUUAUUAUCGACAAAAAUGGUUUCCUUGAUUCAUUCAGCAUACUUAUUUCAUAAAUGUUUUCAUCAACGAUAAAUAUACAAUAGUAAUUUUGUGAGAAAAAAAUAUUAGAACAACAAUGGGCCAAAUGUGAUUUCGGCAAUCAUUUUGUAAAGAAAACCGAAAAAAAAAACACUUAUAUUUUUAAUUAAACAUUGUACGGGUAUGUUUUUAAAGACAACAAUUUUUUUUCUGAACGAACAAAGACUUGAUCUAUUUCAUUAUCAUGAAAUCAACCUUUCAAAUCAAUAUGCCAUUCAUUGCAGUCAAUUUGUUAGUAU
Molecule: messenger RNA, 4224 nt
Organism: Contarinia nasturtii (swede midge)
Lineage: Eukaryota; Metazoa; Arthropoda; Insecta; Diptera; Cecidomyiidae
Gene: tow
Exons: 8
Coding region: 307-1293 (328 amino acids)
Source: RefSeq, a predicted model, not a curated record